AUGUAUCCUGAUUUUGUUGAUACAAUAAAUGGGAUGAAGCCAGUGCUAACAUGGGAAGAUUUCAAGAAGACUACCAUAGCUGGGGUAUCAACUGAUAAGAGAGUAUUGGAAGAGUUCUGGUGUCUUCCAGAAGAUAGAGCUGAGGCAGAUGCUGUCUUGGAGUUAAAAUUUAAAAACAUGGUGCCUAAGAUGUUGAGUGAAGAGAAGCGGGCUAUCACAAAGAAACUAUAUAAGGAUGGUAAUGUGCCCCCAGAAGAUGUAGAUGAAUAUGGAAAUCGUUGGCCAACAAAAGAAGCACUUAUAUCUGUAAAACCAAGAGACUUUACAACCAAUGAAGGUUGGGCUUUGUUAUGUGAGCACUGGAGUACAUCAAAAUUUAGAAAGUCAUCCUUAAAGGCAAAGCAAAAUCACCUAGCUGGAGAUAAUAACGUAUACCAUCGCAGUGGCUCAAGAAGCUUACUAGCAACACGCCAAUGGCUGGCACUAAAAACUGGCAUUGACCCUGGAAUUGGUGGCGCUUGGCUGCAUAAUCAUGAAUUGAAUCCAGGGACAAAUGAUGGCAGGUUGUGCAACCAGAAUGCUGCUGAUAAAUGGCUAGGAAUUGGUGAUGGAGCAAUUAGUAUUGCUGAGAAGGAAACAAUCAAGACAAGAAAAAGAAGUGCACAACCAUAUGUUUCUGCUAAAGAGAAGCGGCUUGAAAGGGAAAAUCUGCUGUUGCGAAAAGAAUAUAGCAACCUUGAACAUGUUGUGCGGGCACUUGUUGCUAAACAAGGAAUGGACUUUGAUGCAUUAGCUCAGGAAAAUGCAUCUAACUUGCCUACUUCUGAAUCUGAGGUUGCAUUCGCUAGAGAGCAUGAGAAAAUUGUUCCUAAUGCAUCUGAUCAUGAUAACAUUGGUGGAGCAGACUAUAGUGGUGAGGAAAAUAUUGGUGGGGCAGCCUAUAGUGGUGAGGAAAAUGAAGAUGACAUAUAUGAUUAUGAUGAUGAAGGAUACCAUUCCCUAGAUGAUGGCCAAAAUUACGAGAACAAUGGUGAAGACUUUUUCGAUGAUGAUGCUUCCUGGUGA
Messenger RNA from Miscanthus lutarioriparius, 1065 nucleotides. The record is from the annotation of a GenBank genome assembly. Lineage: Eukaryota; Viridiplantae; Streptophyta; Magnoliopsida; Poales; Poaceae.